AUGAAAAAAAAAAAUUUUACAGAAUUGGGAAAACGUACAGGAACUUAUGGAUCAGUUAAAGAAGCAGUAAAAAAAACCACAGGCCAUAAGUUUGCAAUUAAAGUUAUUGAGAAAAGUAAAGUAAGAAAUCAAGAAGAAAUAGUCUACAAAGAAAUGUAUAUAUUAUCCAAACUAGAUCAUCCCAAUAUUGUGAAGUUUUAUGAUUGGUUUGAAUCAAGAAAUAGAUACUACCUAGUAUUUGAACUUGCAACAGGUGGAGAAUUAUUUGAAAGAUUAAUGAAGAUUGGCAAAUUUACAGAAUCUGAUGCUAUAGAAAUUGUCAAGACCAUACUUGGGGCCGUCAAAUAUCUUCAUGAACAUAAUGUUGUUCAUCGAGUUAUAGAAAAUGAAGAUGAUAUUAUGUUCACUCAUUGUGGAUCUUAUGUGUAUGCAGCACCAGAAAUUCAUCAAAGAAUCCCAUAUUCAAGAUCAGUUGAUAUUUGGAGUAUUGGAAUCAUAACUUAUUAUUUAUUAUGUGGUUAUCCACCAUUUCGUUCUGAGAAUCGAGCAGCGCUUUUAGAAGAAGUAACAAAAGCACAUGUGAAGUUUGAGGAACGUUAUUGGGGACUUGUAUCAGAAAACGCCAAGGAUUUUAUUCUUUAUUUAUUAAAAUCAGAUCCAAAAAAGCGACCUACAGCAGAGGAAGCAUUAAAACAUAAAUGGUUGACAGGCAGAAGUGCAUCAGAUGUAAAUUUAUUUGGAGAUAUUAUGAAAAAUUUCAAUGCUCGUAAAAAAUUUCGCGAAGCAGUUGAAGCAAUAAAAGCAGAAAAUAGACUUAAAAAGGCUAAUAAUAACAAAGAAAUAAAAAGAUUUAGCAGCGAUUUUGAGAAUGAAGAUGAUAGUAGUGGUGACAAUAAUUUGAUAAAAGGAGGCCAUAAAAACAAUAAACAAUUUUUUGAAUGA
This is a messenger RNA of Entrophospora sp. SA101, 942 nucleotides long. Lineage: Eukaryota; Fungi; Glomeromycota; Glomeromycetes; Entrophosporales; Entrophosporaceae. The record is from the annotation of a GenBank genome assembly.